Megalops cyprinoides (Indo-Pacific tarpon) is the source of this 669-nucleotide messenger RNA. RefSeq names its product NADH:ubiquinone oxidoreductase complex assembly factor 4 (gene ndufaf4). The record is from RefSeq and is a predicted model, not a curated record. Gene Ontology annotation, cellular component: mitochondrion. Lineage: Eukaryota; Metazoa; Chordata; Actinopteri; Elopiformes; Megalopidae. Bases 44 to 586 code for a protein of 180 amino acids. Gene Ontology annotation, biological process: mitochondrial respiratory chain complex I assembly. The transcript has 3 exons.
UUGUACCCAGAGUUAAGUUCGAAUAUUUCGAAGCCGGGGAAACAUGGGGGCACGCGUUACACGCAUGUUUAGAAAUUUUAACUUGGAAAACCGGGCUCACCGGGAGAUCGAAAAAGCCAAACCUAUACCUGCUCCCCGGCAUCCUACGCACAAGGACAUUGUGAAAGAAAUCGACAAAAGUCCUGAGAUAACUGAAACCAUCCACCAGAAAAACGACCCGCUGCUGUCCUUAUUAAAGUCAGUUUACGUGGAAUCAAAAGACCCUCCGGCGCAGAGUGUGAAACAGCCGAAAGCUCUGUCUGUAAAGGAUAUUGACCGGAGGCCGUUGAAGUUCAGUCAUCCUGGGGACCCAUAUGGCAUUUCGGAAAUCACAGACGUCCCAAAGGGCAAACUGUCGAUUGUGGAGGCUCUCACAGCCCUAAGUAACCACAAACGCUCCCCAAAAACAUGGACAGCUGAGAAGCUCGCCGAGGAAUACUCUUUAGAUUUAAAGGACACGAAGGCACUUCUUGAGUUCUUCAUCCCUUUCGAAGUCAAAAUUAUUCCACCCAAGACUGCAGACACCAAAAGGAUUAAAGACACCUAACAUCAGCACCCUCCUGUAUUUCCCCCCGUCCAUGACAAACCUGUGUAAAUUCAUUGAUUACUGUACUUUUUCUUUUUUUUUCA